CGAUCACACCCCUGCACUCUGAUUUGCCGGCUAGCCAGUCUUACGAAAGGAUGCAAAUGGCGGCUUUACGUUACCGACGAUUUCUAAAAGUAUGUGAAGAAUGGCCGGUAGACGAGACCAGGCGAGGCCGGGACUUGGGCGCUUUCUUGAGGCAGCGAGUGGCUCAGGCUUUCAAGGAAGGCGAGAACACACAGAUUCAAGAUCUAGAAGCCUGUGACGAAAUGUAUGAGAGCCUCAGUAGGCUAAACAGCAACUAUUACAGAGAAAAGUAUCCACGACUUCAAGAUACAAGUUUUACAGAAAUCACUGUGGAUGAAUAUCGAAUGGUACUGGCGACUGAUUCUCUGAAGCAGAUGGAUGAGAUGAAAAAAGGAAUGUGGAAGAGGCUCAAAGACAAGUUUAAUGUGAAAUCCCCUCAGGACGAUGUUAAGGAGUAACACCAUAUUGUUCAUAUCGCAAUUUGUGCUCACUCCCUUCCUCCUGUAUACACUCUAUUAGUUCCAUAUAUGAAGUCUCUUAAUAAACAGACUUUUUCUUCCCA
Messenger RNA from Bufo gargarizans (Asiatic toad), 541 nucleotides. RefSeq names its product ubiquinol-cytochrome-c reductase complex assembly factor 2. The transcript is spliced from 4 exons. Gene Ontology annotation, cellular component: mitochondrial matrix. Bases 51 to 437 code for a protein of 128 amino acids. NCBI's taxonomy places the organism in Eukaryota, Metazoa, Chordata, Amphibia, Anura, Bufonidae. The record is from RefSeq and is a predicted model, not a curated record. Gene Ontology annotation, biological process: mitochondrial respiratory chain complex III assembly.